Dermacentor andersoni is the source of this 1940-nucleotide messenger RNA. RefSeq names its product WD repeat-containing protein 20. Lineage: Eukaryota; Metazoa; Arthropoda; Arachnida; Ixodida; Ixodidae. Gene Ontology annotation, molecular function: protein binding. The record is from RefSeq and is a predicted model, not a curated record.
UUAGACGCGAGUUUCGCGACUUGUGUAGUAAAGCAGCUAUAUCGUAGUUUCUUUUUCUUGCCCUGCGUUUUCGACUGCAGCGUUCAAUGUCCUACUCACCGCACUUCCAGAGUUCCACCUCAUCGCUAAUCUAUUCAUGUGGCUCGCCAUGUUUACUGCAGUGCAUGCCUCGGAUUUAGCUUGCGUCACGUAUUCGUCGCCGCGCGCGUUCUGAUCUUACAUCCGGAGCUACACAGCGAAGCUGUGACCGCUUCGCAUGGGAUGCAUCUCGAGUCCGUGCCUUGCGGCGCGGAGAUGAAUCGGUGGCCAACGAGGAAGACCUGAGGAGCGCCUGGUACCGGGGCAUGUCAUGAGUGGGACGGUGAGCCGUCCGACGACCGAAUUGCUCAGUCUCGGUGCACCAGCCGGCGCAAACACGGAGCAGCAAAAGCUCGCGACGUCCACGCCAUGCUCGUUCCCCGGCGAGAUGCCUCCGGGGGGCGAAAGCUGCGGCAAGGACGAGCUGAAAACGCAGUUCACGACGCGCGAAGGCACCUACAGGGUGCUCAGUUUGUCGGAGUACUCGCGACCCAACCGCGUCGGCUACAGCAGCAGCCAGUCCAACAGCCCCGUGAAGGUGUCCUUCGUGUCUCUAUCCGACGCCGCCGGGACCGAAGACCGCAUCUGCUUCAACGUGGGUCGGGAGCUCUACGUUUACAUGUACAGGGGCGUCAAGAAGGCAGCAGACCUAAGCAAACCUGUGGACAAGCGGGUGUACAAAGGAACAUACCCAACUUGCCAUGACUUCCACCCAUCGGCAACAGCAGAUGGUGGCCUACUGUUGCUUGUGGGCUUCUCUGCAGGCCAAGUGCAACUCAUAGACCCGGUGAAGAAGGAGCUGAGCCGGCUUUACAACGAUGAGCGGUUUAUCGACAAGACGCGAGUGACGUGUCUCAAGUGGCUACCAAACUCAAAUAGCCUGUUCUUGGUGUCGCAUGCCAGUGGCCAACUGUAUGUGUACAAGGAGGAUUUGCCAUGUGGCUCCACACCACCACACUACCAGCUGUUCAAGCAGGGUGAUGGGUUUAGUGUGUUCACGUGCAAGACGAAAAGCACACGCAAUCCUCUCUACCGCUGGGUGGUUGGAGAUGGUGCGCUGCACGAGUUUGCCUUCUCCCCGUGUGCCCGAUACCUUGCCACAGCUAGUCAGGACGGCUUUCUGCGCAUAUUCUGCUACGACACCAUGGAUCUCGUGGGUCUCGUGCGCAGCUACUUUGGAGGUCUUCUGUGCGUCUGCUGGAGCCCCGACGGGAAAUAUGUUGUGGCUGGUGGGGAGGACGACUUGGUGACAGUGUGGUCCUUUCAGGACAAGCGUGUUGUGGCGCGUGGCCAGGGUCAUCGAUCGUGGGUGCAGGGAGUGGCCUUCGAUGCCUGCCUCGAAGGCGGGCAUGCCUCGGGUGACUGCCCCGCUGACACCUCGUACCGCUUUGGCUCGGUUGGCCAGGAUACGCAGCUCUGCCUCUGGGACCUGACCGAGGACGUACUCAAGCAGCCCCGUGCGCCCCGUGCCUCGCUGCUGCUCACUGGCAGCAACAGCCCCAAUGCCGGUGGUGCACCUCCGGCCCCUCAACAGACGCGGCAGCAGCAGCAGCAGCAACAGACGCGCAGCAACAACACUUCCACUGUGGGGUCUCACCAGCGUUUGGUGGGCAGCCCUGCCUGCCCGCGGCUUGACGAGGUGCCAAUGCUUGAGCCACACAUCUGCAAGAAAGUUGCGCCUGAGCGGCUCACCGCACUUGUUUUCAGGGAGGACUGCCUUGUGACUGCCUGCCAGGAGGGCUAUGUGUGCACCUGGGCCCGCCCUGGGAGGGCUUCGACUGUCGUCUGACACUGGCCACUUAGAAGUGUGUCCAAUAAACCAGCUGCCUUGGCUUGCCACUGAAGGCUGUUUUUCUUUCCAA